This is a messenger RNA of Oncorhynchus masou masou (cherry salmon), 766 nucleotides long. RefSeq names its product reticulon-1-A-like. Gene Ontology annotation, cellular component: endoplasmic reticulum membrane. Bases 62 to 703 code for a protein of 213 amino acids. The transcript is spliced from 7 exons. The record is from RefSeq and is a predicted model, not a curated record. NCBI's taxonomy places the organism in Eukaryota, Metazoa, Chordata, Actinopteri, Salmoniformes, Salmonidae.
GCAGCGAGCAGCAAGAGGAAGCGAGUGGGGUGGGUUGUUUGCACAGCAAUCAGCUGCUAAAAUGGCCAUCAAAGUAAUGGACCUGAUCUACUGGCGGGAUGUGGGGAAGACAGGGCUGGUGGUCACAGGGUUGGUGAUAGGCCUGGCUAGCCUGUUCCAGCUCAGUUGCGUCACCAUGCUGUCCUACCUGUGUAUCUCCAUCAUGUGUCUCACCUUCCCCCUACGCCUCUACUACAAACUCCUAGAGCUGAUACGGAAGAUCCCUGAAGGAGUGCACCCCUUUCAGUCUUAUAUAGGAGACGACAGCUCUCUGACAGAUGAGGAGACCGUGUUGGUGGUGGAGGAGGUCGUGCUAAUGAUGGCCUUCGCCAUCACAGAGAUCAAACGCCUGCUCUUCAUCGACAGCAUCAUGGACUCCAUCAAGUUUGUGGUGCUGCUGUACGUGUUGACCUAUAUGGGCAUCACGACCAAUGGUCUGACCCUGGUGAUAGUUGGUGUCAUCUGUGUUUUCUCUCUUCCUCUGUUCUACAAACAAAUGCAGGGGCGAAUGAAAAGGAUUAGCAAAGCGGUCAGAGGCCACCUGAGGAAAAUCAAAAACUUGUUUAAGAUGUUGUACAGUAAACUGAGACCCUCUCCUGCGACUACAUCUGCCACAACCCCCACUCCCACCCCGGCCCCAAAACACAAACUCAAGUCAAAGUGAUGUGACAGAGAGAGGGGGGGGUCUAUGGGAAAAGAGGGGGGUCACUCAUACUUCUUUUCUUAU